Molecule: messenger RNA, 1341 nt
Organism: Cucurbita moschata (crookneck pumpkin)
Lineage: Eukaryota; Viridiplantae; Streptophyta; Magnoliopsida; Cucurbitales; Cucurbitaceae
Exons: 5
Coding region: 123-1196 (357 amino acids)
Source: RefSeq, a predicted model, not a curated record
CAACGCCCCGAGGUUGGAAUAGAACGGGAGUUUGAUUGAUUGAAGCUUCUCGAGAGCAGCCAGUCCACAAAAUCGAGCGAGGACCAUUGAAGGGAUCUUCGAAGCUUUUUGCUUUCCUUCCCAUGGCGGCCUCUGCUCGAUUCGUAUUCCUAUCUCGCGUCACUGAUUUUUCUAUCAAACCUCGCCUCUCUCCUCUACCGCCGCCGCCCUUGCCUUCAUUUUCCUAUUCACAUCUCGGCGUUCAACGGCGGCGUUUUACUGCCGCCACUGUGAGCUGCCUUAUCUCCGGUGUUGAUGGUGGCGGAGUUUCCGAUGACUUUGUUUCGACGCGGAAGUUGAAAUUCGACCGCGGAUUUUCCGUAAUCGCGAAUAUGCUUAAGCGGAUUGAGCCGCUUGACACCUCCGAUAUCUCCAAGGGCGUUACUGAUGCUGCGAAGGAUUCGAUGAAGCAGACUAUCUCUUCAAUGUUUGGUUUGCUUCCGUCUGAUCAGUUCGCUGUCACCGUUAGGGUUUGCAAAAGCUCUCUUCAUAACCUCCUCUCUUCGUCAAUUAUCACCGGGUACACUCUGUGGAACGCGGAGUAUCGGUUGUCUUUGAUGAGGAAUUUCGAUAUCUCGCCGGAUAGUUUGACGGGAUUAGACAGGUCGAAACCACUGGAUGUUUCUGACGAUGAGGAGACACUGGUUGGCAUUGAUUCCAAUAUGGAAGAUUGGGAUUCAACGAGGCCUCGUCUCUUAGCCGAUUUACCCCCCGAGGCGUUGAAGUAUAUCCAGCAGUUGCAGUCGGAAUUAUCGAAUCUCAAAGAUGAACUAAAUGCUCGGAAGCAAGAAAAUAUGCAGAUGGAACAUGGAAGAGGAAAUAGGAACAAUUUAUUAGAGUAUCUGCGAUCUUUGGAUUCUAAUAUGGUGACCGAACUCAGCAAACCAUCUACGUCGGAGGUGGAGGAAAUCAUCCAUGAGCUUGUUGGAAACAUAUUGCAAAGGUUUUUCAAAGAUGAUGCUAGCUCUACUUUUUUUGAGGACUCGAGCGUGGCGGAUUUGGAGAAACUUGCCAAUGCUGGCAAUGAGUUUUAUGAUACUGUAGGCACUUCUCGGGAUUACCUAGCAAAGCUCUUAUUUUGGUGUAUGUUAUUGGGGCAUCGCUUGAGAAGCUUGGAGAACAGACUGCAGUUAAGCUGUGUUGUUGGGUUGUUAUAAGAGAAGGAAGUGUACAUUCUCUCUGUACUUCCCCCCCUUAUCUUUUAUACUAUAUUAUGUCCAUAAAUCUCUAUAAUUGUUCUUCAAUGAAAGAAGAACUUAUUUAGUCUCUCUUAUAUUUAUGAUUAAUAAAACAUAUUUUGAC